AUGAACCAGAUAUCAAUAUCAUUCACCAACAAUGGGUCCUCCUCUCAAAUCCAGAAACACAGACCUCCCACGACAAACUCAUUUUCUAUAGAAUCUGUCGAAUCCUCGAUAAAAAGUCUGUUGAGGAGCUGGUACAGAAGGCAGAAGUGGCAGUUUUUAUUCAACUCUACUUCACCACAAGAACCUGAUAGAGCUCCAUGGAGAACCCACUUAGCUAGUUUCCUUCAAUCCACACCAGUUCAUGCAGUUUCUCUCAGUCUCCUUGUUAUCGAUCUGAUCUUCACUAUCCUUGAACUAUCCUCAUCUUUGCUUGUUACCAGUUGCAGGCCAAAAGACAACCACCACAAAGCCACACAAGAAAUCUGGUACCACUGGGUUGGCAUUGCUAUUCUUACACUGCUUUCGGCCAAGACUAUAGCCCUGGCUGUAGGGCUCGGUACCAGAUUCUUCAGGCGUCCAGGUUAUGUCAUUGAUGGGAUUGUUUUGAUCGGCGCGUUGGGGUUGGAAGUGUUUCUAGAGAAGGUUGGGGGUGGUUUGCUUGUUGUGGUUAGUUUGUGGCGAGUUGUUAGGGUUGUAGAAAGUGCAUUUGAGCUGAGUGACGAGGCCAUUGAAGCACAGAUUGAAGGGGUUGUAUGUCAGUUUGAGAUAUUGAGGGAAGAGAAUAGGAAACUGUUAGAAGUCAUUGCCGAGAAAGAUAAGAUCAUACAGGAGCUCCAAGAGGAGUCGAAUCAAUGUGUUGUGCGAUGGUGGAGGGGGCUUCAGGUCAAGCGACUCCUUGCCCCGGUCAGGCUUGUCCGCAGAUCCAGAUGGGUUGUUUCCGACAUCAUUCACUUGGUGGUGCGGAUCUUGGCCUUUGGUUGUGCAACGAAGACUCUCAGAUCCGGCGGGGCCUCUGGACGUGCGAUGGAGGAGGGUGCUGAGAGGCUCUUCUUGAGGGUUGCUCCUCAAGAUGUUUCGAUGUCGCUCUUAACAUAG
Messenger RNA from Argentina anserina (silverweed cinquefoil), 975 nucleotides. RefSeq lists its product as uncharacterized. Gene Ontology annotation, biological process: proton transmembrane transport. Gene Ontology annotation, molecular function: voltage-gated proton channel activity. Gene Ontology annotation, cellular component: plasma membrane. NCBI's taxonomy places the organism in Eukaryota, Viridiplantae, Streptophyta, Magnoliopsida, Rosales, Rosaceae. The transcript is spliced from 3 exons. The record is from RefSeq and is a predicted model, not a curated record. Bases 1 to 975 code for a protein of 324 amino acids.